AUGCCGCCAAUGCCAUCGAGCUCCACAGGCGGAGGACGCAUGCAAGGCCCCUCCACGUUUGAUAAAUGGAAAAUGGGCGCAAUGCUUGGAGGCUCCGUAGGUCUGAUCAUGGGCUUCAUCUUUGGUGGCUUCAACAUUAUGAGAUACGGGGCUGGUCCCAGUGGCCCUAUGAGGACCUUAGGUCAAUACAUGCUGGGUUCGGGGGUUACAUUCGGUUUCUUCAUGUCAAUAGGCUCUGUAAUCCGCACGGAAGGCAAUUCACCCUUGGCCACCGAGGCAUUCGCACGAGCGAGACGCCAACCUAUGUUACUGCCUAGAAAACAUGCGAGGAGACUGGAGCAAAGAGAUGGAGGAGAGCGUGAGCUGUUAAAUCGUGUACAAAAGAAAUAA
This is a messenger RNA of Letharia columbiana, 390 nucleotides long. RefSeq lists its product as uncharacterized. Gene Ontology annotation, cellular component: TIM23 mitochondrial import inner membrane translocase complex. The record is from RefSeq and is a predicted model, not a curated record. Gene Ontology annotation, biological process: protein insertion into mitochondrial inner membrane; protein import into mitochondrial matrix. The coding region runs from base 1 to 390 and encodes 129 amino acids. The transcript is spliced from 5 exons. NCBI's taxonomy places the organism in Eukaryota, Fungi, Ascomycota, Lecanoromycetes, Lecanorales, Parmeliaceae.